GAAAACCACGGCCUACCGUCACAUGGUGGAGAGAAUAUUCCCUUCUGGAUGACACUUACUCAUUCAUUCCUGGUGAUAAUCUUGUUAGAAACGAGCUGAAAAUUCCGGAAUUAAAACGCCAUGAUUUAUUAGCUGUGUUGACGUGCCAAGCAUCCAAUAAUAAUAUUACGGUACCAGCCUCAUCUGCUGUUUCGCUUGAUUUGAACUUGAAACCAGUAGAUGUAAGAAUAGACCCAACUCGACAACCCCUUAGCGCUGGUCAAGAAUAUGAAUUCACGUGUAUGGCAGCAGGUUCCAGACCACCAGCAAUAAUCACGUGGUGGAAGGGCAAUAAGCAACUGAAAAAUCCGGAUGAUAAAUCUACACAAUCAGGUGAUGUCACAACCAGCAUUUUCACCUUCACUCCAUCAGUACAAGACAACAAUGUUCACUUUUCUUGCAGAGCACACAACCCUGUUAUCCCAGGCAGUGCAGAAUCUGAUGGCUGGACACUCGAGAUACACUACGUUCCUCACGUGACUCUUCGACUUGGAAGUACCUUCAAGAAAGAAGAAAUUCAAGAAGGAAAUGAUGUAUAUUUCGAAUGCAACAUUCACGCCAAUCCUUGGGUAACGGAGGUCAGUUGGUAUUUUAAGGGCCAAGAACUGCGAACUAAUACCUCAGCGGGUAUUGUCAUCAGCAACCAAUCUUUGGUACUUCAAAAAGUGCAAAGAACGAAUCGUGGCCUUUACUAUUGCAUGGCCACAAAUUCUGAAGGAACAGGAAGAAGUAAUGAGGUUUUCCUAAGAAUACGAUAUGCUCCUGAGUGCAAAACCAACCAGAAAAAGAUUUAUGGCGUCGGCCGUUUUGAAUCCGUGCGCGUCAAGUGUGAACUGGAUGCUGAUCCUGAUAACAUCACAUUCAGGUGGCGUUUCAAUAGUUCAGGAAAGAGCUUGGAUAUAAAAAAUUUCCAGACAUCUGGAACAGUAAGCACAGGAACCUACCUACCACACUCAGAUGAUGAUUACGGUUCUGUCAUAUGCUGGGGUAGCAACGAAGUUGGACGUCAGAGAGAGCCAUGCGUUUUCACUGUCAUACCAGCUGGACCCCCUGAGCCUCUGCAGAACUGUACAGUAGUAAAUUACACGGAGGAUUCUCUGCAAGUGGAAUGCGUCGAAGGUUACAAUGGCGGUCUUGUACAAAUAUUUCAACUCGAAGUUUACGAUGAUUCCGGAAGGAAGCUUCAUGGCAACUUCACAUCCGUUCAGCCACAGUUCUUCGUGUCUGGUUUACCAAGUGGGAAAGUUUUACGCCUCGUUGUGUUCGCCAAGAAUGCCAAGGGAAAAAGUGCUCCAAUUGUCUUAACGGCAAACACGUUACAGAAACCGGAAAAAUUAACAGGAAUGCAAGGCAUGAUUAUUAUCAGACCUGUUCUGGGUCUUCUAAUUGGAAUAGUUGUUGCCUUAGUUAUUGUCGCUGUCGCCGUCAUUAUUUAUAUGAAAAUGAAGAGGCAUCGAAAAGACAAAGUUACAAAAAGAACACCCGAAGUGGCUGACAAGUGUCAAACUCCGUUAAAGAAAGACACAGAUGACAUAGCUGACAGUGAAGAAAAGGGGCCAGAUAUUAUUCCUGCAAAUAUAAAUAAUCGGCAGCAUUUCAUAGUCAAUGAAGAUCCAAAAGAACAGUCUUCUCCAGCCAAAACGUCAGGACAUUGGGUGACUCCUCCAAGGAACAAUCAGUGUGAUCCGUACCGAAGGCAAGAAGAUAUAACUUACGCGGAACUGGCAUUACCGUUGGACCAACAGACUGCCGCCACGAUGACAGUUCGGAGAAAAGAACCUCCCACAGAAUACGCCAAGCUGGACUUGCAACGCCACAUGCACCCCCAGAAAUGCGGGGAGGAAGAUGAAGAAAUCAGCUGCACGUCUUGCGAUACACCACUUAUGAAAAAUAAGCGGGAGAGUGCCGUCUGAAGCUUAAUAUUGCCUAAGCAGUCGUUUGUGGAAAUGACAACUAUAUGAAGCUUGUGGCCAUCUUUUUACAGAAGUGCCGUAUUUAGGAUUUUACCGCAGCUCUUUGGGGCCCAUCUGAGUGCAGGGUUUUCUGUGGGCUGUUCUUCAAGCAACAUGAUUUUGAAGCCCCGUUAACUGCAUUCCAGCAUCCGAUGUAUAUCAUCAACAGAAAGGAAAUUCGAAUUUCUCUUUUACAAAUGAGGAGCUUUACGAUGCAGUGUGGUAAAAGAGCUUUUGAUCAUCAUCUUUGAUGCAUAUCUCUAUGAGUUUUAAGAUUGAAGUAUCAUUUCGAUAUUACAAAUAUCAGUCCCGCGUUUUUGUGUUACAGGCUUUACAACUGAAUGGUCAAGAACUGGUUUUAAGCACCUAUUGUAGCCUCUAGUAGAGGCAGAGAAGCAGCAUUAGAAAUUAUUUCCUUCAACUCAUCUUCAGGUGUAACGACGUUUAGACCAAUUUCGUCAACUUGAGCCACCAUGACGUGCAGAAAUUCAUAGAAACAUCAGAUUUCUAGAUAUAUAUGCCCUUUCCCCAGGCGUAUGUAAAAAGCAUAGAAUGGUUGACUUUUUGAAGAGUUGUAUUGAAUUUUAAAUGUGCAGGACUCCAUGCAGUUGAACAUUUAUGGAACUCCAAAGUUACUAAAAGGACUGAGAAUAUUUUAUUAGAAAUAAAAGCAUUGGUGUUGCACAAAAUACUCAAAGUUACCUUGUGGUUUCAAUACCAUCAUCAAGGAUGAUGAUUUUACCGGUGCAGACUAUCCUGGUUCUCGUUUAGUUGAAUUUCGAUCUCGACUCUCUGAACUCUCUGUGUUUACUUAUGUAACGUCAAUUUUGUAAAAAAUAACCGAAGUUUUUCGAUAUCUAGUGUGGUGAUUCUUUGUGUUCAGCUUUUCAUUUUGUCUUACAAGCACAUGAAUUUACGAGCACUUGAAUUUUUAUACGACUUUAGAUCACGUGCGAUCAUUUUUUAUUUAAAUUAUUUUAUUUUUGCUCUUGUAAUGCAGAAAUAAUUUUUUGUAAAAAUAUGUGUAUCUUAUGCAAAUCCUGUGAUUCUAGUGUGUGAAAUUACAGUUUACAAAACCACUAAUUAUUCAGGAGUUUCUCUUGUGAUUCAAAUACAAGUGAGCAAAGUAAACAUAUGUAAAUUAUGAGUAUAUAUAUAUAUAUUCAGUGUUUGGGAAAUGAAGUUUCUGUAAAUAAAGAUAUUUGUUUAUCAUUCCAAACAGUGAAUUAUGAUGAGUAUGACAAUCGGAGAGGGACAUUACAUAAGGGAUUUUUUUUUACUUUUAUUUCAGGGACAUGUUUGGAAAGAUAGAUUCUGUUUGGAAAUAUAUAAUUAUAUCUCAGAUAUAAGCAGAAGUUGUAUGACAAUGGCUCAAAUGACUAUGUUCUUAAGAAUAAUGUUGAUGUCCUAUUGUAAAUCCGACACUUUUUUAAAUAAAUAGAAAAUAAAUUAUUA
Messenger RNA from Stegodyphus dumicola, 3446 nucleotides. RefSeq names its product protein turtle-like. The record is from RefSeq and is a predicted model, not a curated record. NCBI's taxonomy places the organism in Eukaryota, Metazoa, Arthropoda, Arachnida, Araneae, Eresidae. Gene Ontology annotation, molecular function: protein binding.